Sphaerulina musiva SO2202 is the source of this 2136-nucleotide messenger RNA. RefSeq lists its product as uncharacterized. The record is from RefSeq and is a predicted model, not a curated record. NCBI's taxonomy places the organism in Eukaryota, Fungi, Ascomycota, Dothideomycetes, Mycosphaerellales, Mycosphaerellaceae. The transcript is spliced from 2 exons. The coding region runs from base 197 to 1036 and encodes 279 amino acids.
CCUGCUUGGAGUCCUGAGCGUUCGUUCGGUUGCGCAGUUUGUGUUUGUCGUGAAAAAACAUUUUGAAAACAAAACUGCAUACUAAUACUGUAGCACGACACGGAACUGCCCUCUUGGAACUACCUACCUACCUACCUACCUUACCUGACAUUAUCGUACCUGGGUUGGCAAUCGCAGAGCUAACAUCGAAAAAACAAUGAUGAUUUACACUACAGCAGCGGUUCUCAUUGUAGUCGGAGCAGGUCUGGUCAGGGCGCAAAAUGGUCACGAAGCGUACCUAGCGUCGAUUUGUUCGCCGAAAAAUUCCAGUGGUGACCCGAUUCUAGAGGUCCCUUGCAAUGCAGUUACGGCGAUACAAGCACAGUGCAUGUACGGGCCUGGAUCUCUCGAUAGGGUUCUCGCGAACAUGUACGGCUUUCAUCAAAAGCGACAAGAGGAUGAUUCUCCCGCAGGUCAAGACGACACUGAUAACGGACUGGCACUCCAGGGCAACGACACCCAGCGCGUCUGCAUCUGCGAAUCGUCAUUUUGGGAUCAAAUUGCCGGGUGCGUCGCUUGCUAUGCGAAGCACGGAUCGUUGGAGCUAGAAGGAACACUUCCAGAAUCUGUACUUCAGAGUGCCAGUUCCACAUAUUGCGCCGCGACUGCGACGGCUUCAGUCGGUCUCGCAGAAUUCCUUUACAGCAUGGCAAUCGGUGUGACACCUUCUGCUACGCCAACUGCCACUGGUGAUGGCAGUUCCUCAGUCAAGUAUGCUGAUCCUAUCGGUAACAAGACAGAGGUCAGCUACUACUACACUCAAGCUGUGACCGGAACCGCAGCAUGGUCGGUCCCACACGCCACUGGAACUUCUGGCUCCAUUUCAUUCACGACCACGAACAUCCAGGACGGCCAAAUUAGGCCUACUGCUUCGGUCAGCGGCAUUGCGUUGAACGCUACUGGCACACAAAGCGGCAAUGGCAACGGUGCUGGCAGGUAUGAGGCUGUGGGAACGUUGGGAAUCUUCGGUCUCGCAGGACUGCUAGCAUUCUUAUGAGUGCCACCUGCUGGACUACCGGCGCCGGGGACAACUGGGAUGGCGGCGUACCGUAAGAGCGAGUUUUCGCGUCGCAUAAGAAGGAGUUGGCUCUGCAUCUUUGUGGCGUUCUAGUGCUGAUCAGUCCAAGUUUGGAUUUGCCUCCAUGAUAUCCUUGACCGCUUUGGCUGCUUUCUUCUUCCGUUCCUCUUCGGGCAAGCCCACGCUCUGCUCUUUCACCGCGAGCAAUUUGGUCAUCAACUUGUCCAGAUCGUCAACUUGUAUAGCUUCCGAAGCAGGAGUGAAGUCGAUUUCAGGCGCAUCAUAUUCAUCCUCGUUGUUCAGCGCUGCUUUCAUGCCGAAUAGCUCGGCAGUCAUUUCUGCCUCUUCGGUUCCAAAAUCCCCAAAGUCGUCGGCUGUAAAGUCCAGGUCGUCCAGAUCGACAUCGUCGUCCAUUCCUGCCUCCCACUCGUUCGCUUCGAGUGCUUCUUUCAGUCGCUCGAAACCCAUCCGCUCACCGAACUCGUUUUUGCCAGCUGCACCGUAAUCGACAUACUCGAAACCAUACUGCGUGCACACAUCUUCCUGCUCUUCCUGAACUCCGAUUGCUCUGCUCACAGCCUGCUUGCCCAUGGGCUUCGCGACGGCAAGGAAAACAGCUUCUGAGACGUAUGAGUGCUCGUCUACCACUUGCUGUAUGCUCUUCAUGGUCUCCUCCGCUUCAGCACUAAUCCUGCCAUCCACCUGUCGCGGGAAGCAGUAGAUCCAUGCACCUACUGCGCCAACUACUUCUUUCGCCUCGGGCUUGAGGAAGUCGGACUUCCAGGACUGUACGUCGGAUAUUUCGUCAAUCCAGACCGGUACUCUCGCUUUGUAAUAUGUCGUUUCGGCGGUCCAUUCGUGCGUUAGUCCCGCGGUCGACCCGUCCACGUCCGGCUCUGGCGCAGAUCCAGUGAGGUCUUGCGGGUGUCAGCUGUUGUGACUGGUGAACGGCCGUUGGAUGCCCUCACCUCUGACAAUGUCGAGAGCACCAGCACCACGUGGCCCGAGCAGCAAUAUGCGCUUGGAGAGUUUGAUAUCCAUCUUGUGCGAUAGGGCGACGGGAAUGAAUUACAUUUCAA